Molecule: messenger RNA, 2769 nt
Organism: Chlorocebus sabaeus (green monkey)
Lineage: Eukaryota; Metazoa; Chordata; Mammalia; Primates; Cercopithecidae
Gene: ADAT1
Product: adenosine deaminase tRNA specific 1
Biological process (GO): tRNA processing
Molecular function (GO): adenosine deaminase activity; RNA binding; tRNA-specific adenosine deaminase activity
Source: RefSeq, a predicted model, not a curated record
GAGGGAAGAGGUUGUGAGGACCGUAUCUUCUGGGACGCAUUUCACGUGGGAAGGCGCUCCACGCCUGGAACUGUCAGCAGCCGGCGCGUGGAGAGCUCCUGCUGCGGCCAGGCGCGGGGCCUCUGUCCUGGCAGCCUCAGGACCUAGUGGGUCAGGCGCUCACGCUGUUCCCACUGUACGACCUCAGUGCCUUGCCUGGCGCCUCCCGUCCUGUAACUGGCCGACUUGGGGUCCCACCCGGGCUUCUCCAGCGGCCGGGAAGGGGCUCUGCUUCCGGAAGUAUUAGGAAGGGAGGCAGCGUGUAGGAGGAGUCCCUUCUUCCGAGCAUCGCUAAAGCCUUUUCUCCCCUGGCAGCCGAUUUCCUUUUCUUUGGAAAGGACGUCAGUUUUUUAGCUUGUUGAAACUGUUCAGAGAUGCGGUCUUGUGGGCAAAUACAUGCCUGUUUAACUGAGCUGUUAUUUUCAGCUAAUAAGUUCUUCAAGUUUUUCAAGAUCUGGGAGGGGGUUUAGGCUCAAAUUAUGAUGGACCCAGUGUAGCAAAACAUUUAUUCAUUCCAACAAUUGUGCAUGCCCAUUCAGACUCAACUACCUGAGUGAGAUGAUGCCGUUCUGGGCUGCUUCGUUUUAGGGAGUCACUGUUUCUUCUGGCAACUUCUACCUGCCUUGGCUAUUGAGGUUUGUGAAUUGCACCUCUGGUUUAGUUUCAGGUCGAUGGCCAGGUGGUCUUCAUAAACUAUACUGCCUUGUGAUGUCUCCCUAGAAAUGAGAGGUCUCAGUACCAGCUCAGACCAUGUGGACCGCGGAUGAGAUUGCUCUGCUGUGCUAUGAGCACUAUGGCAUCAGGCUGCCCAAGAAGGGGAAGCCUGAGCCAAACCAUGAGUGGACAUUGUUGGCAGCUGUGGUGAAGAUACAAACUCCAGCUGACCAGGACUGCCACACCCCUGAUAAGCCGGCACAAGUGACAAAGGAAGUUGUCUCAAUGGGAACGGGAACAAAAUGCAUAGGCCAGUCCAAAAUGAGGAAGAGCGGAGACAUCCUCAAUGAUAGCCAUGCUGAGGUCAUAGCCAGAAGGAGUUUCCAAAGGUACCUUCUCCAUCAACUCCAGUUGGCAGCCACCCUGAAAGAGGAUAGCAUCUUUGUCCCAGGAACUCAAAAAGGACUAUGGAAACUCAGACGAGACCUCAUUUUCGUGUUUUUCUCCAGCCACACACCCUGUGGGGAUGCCUCCAUCAUUCCGAUGCUUGAGUUUGAAGAUCAGCCUUGUUGUCCUGUCAUCAGAGAUUGGGCCAGCAGCUCAUCAGUAGAAGCCAGCAGUAACCUGGAAGCUCCUGGAAAUGAAAGAAAAUGUGAAGACCCUGACAGUCCUAUAACCAAAAAGAUCAGGCUUGAGACUGUGACUGCGGCCAGGGAGGUCACCAAUGGAGCCGCUCACCAUCAGAGUUUUGGCAAGCAGGAAAGUGGCCCAAUCUCACCAGGCAUCAACAGCUGUAAUCUCACUGUAGAGGGACUGGCGGCUGUCACCAGAAUAGCCCCUGGUAGUGCCAAAGUGAUAGACGUUUAUAGAACUGGAGCCAAAUGUGUACCUGGAGAAGCUGGAGACUCCGGGAAGCCUGGUGCUGCGUUUCACCAGGUGGGGCUGCUCCGAGUGAAGCCAGGCCGUGGAGACAGAACGCGCUCCAUGUCCUGCAGUGACAAGAUGGCCCGAUGGAAUGUCCUCGGAUGCCAAGGGGCACUGUUGAUGCACUUCCUGGAAGAGCCUAUCUACCUGUCAGCUGUGGUCAUUGGGAAAUGCCCAUACAGCCAGGAAGCCAUGCAGAGAGCACUGACUGGAAGGUGUCAGAAUGUAUCUGCUUUACCAAAAGGCUUUGGAGUUCAAGAACUAAAAAUACUGCAGUCAGAUUUACUAUUUGAACAGAGCCGCUGUGCAGUACAGGCCAAAAGGGCUGACAGCCCAGGUCGACUUGUUCCUUGUGGGGCAGCCAUCAGCUGGAGUGCAGUUCCUGAGCAGCCUUUGGAUGUUACUGCCAAUGGCUUUCCACAGGGAACAACAAAGAAAACAAUUGGAAGUCUUCAGGCAAGAUCCCAAAUCAGCAAAGUGGAACUGUUUAGGUCAUUCCAGAAGCUGCUAAGCAGAAUUGCAAGGGACAAGUGGCCAGACUCCCUCAGGGUGCAGAAGCUGGAUACCUACCAAGAUUACAAGGAGGCUGCGUCCUCUUACCAGGAGGCCUGGAGCACACUCCGGAAGCAGGCGUUUGGAUCCUGGAUCAGAAACCCACCGGAUUAUCACCAGUUCAAGUGAGAAGGAAAUGUUUGCUCUGGUAGCAGGACCCUUCAUCCUGAACUGCCUUCCUUCACACAGGACAAGUCUUAGCUUUUUUGGUGGUUAAAUCAGGGAAUAUUCUUUCUGAGCACUGCAUCUCUGUUGUGUAAUACAGAUGGAAUCUGGAACUUAGAGCAGGUUAUACUUGAUUGAAGUAGCUCUCUGCUAAAAUGGCAUCUCACUAAUGCACUCGCUAUCUGACUUCCAUUGUGUUUUAUUGCUUCUCUAAAAUAUGAAAUCAGGGUUUGGAACAUGAUGCUUUAAAAGUACUCUACAGCAGCUCUGUUUUAUGGGUUCCUACAUUGAUUCAGCAAAUAUUUAUUGAGCUGAAAUGAUGUUUGACACUCUGCAAGUUUUACAGCUUUGCCUAGCAUAGCGAACAUACAUUUUGUACCCCCCAAAAAAACCCUAAGUGUAAAAAAAAAAAAAACAAAUUUAGACUUCAGAAUA